Messenger RNA from Grus americana (Whooping crane), 4184 nucleotides. RefSeq names its product isoamyl acetate hydrolyzing esterase 1 (putative) (gene IAH1). NCBI's taxonomy places the organism in Eukaryota, Metazoa, Chordata, Aves, Gruiformes, Gruidae. Bases 147 to 878 code for a protein of 243 amino acids. Gene Ontology annotation, molecular function: hydrolase activity, acting on ester bonds. The transcript is spliced from 7 exons. The record is from RefSeq and is a predicted model, not a curated record.
UAGGCGCUGGUGCUGCUGGAACUCGAAGCUGGUUUUUAACGCGAAUGUAACUGAGGGCCUCCCCAGAGCAGCUGCCGCUUCCUUUCCCGCCGCAGAGGAAGCGGCGCGGCCUCCUCCCCCCUCCCGUCAGACAUCCGGCGGCGGCCAUGGCGCUGGCGGAGGUGGGCGCCUGCGGGCGGCUCCUGCUUUGGCCCCGCGUCGUCCUCUUCGGAGACUCCAUCACUGAGUUCUCCUUCCAGGAAAAUGGCUGGGGGGCAUCCCUUGCUGAGAGAUUGGUCAGAAAAUGUGAUGUUGUGAACCGUGGGCUCUCGGGCUACAACACCAGGUGGGCUAAAUUGAUCCUUCCAAGACUGAUCAGUAAAAGUACUGGUGCUGAGAGUACUGUUGCAGUUACUAUUUUCUUUGGAGCCAAUGACAGUGCUUUGAAAGAUCUGAACCCUAAGCAACACGUUCCUUUGGAGGAAUAUGCUGCAAACUUAAAGAGCAUGAUACAGUAUCUGAAGUCAGUAGACAUUACUGAAGACAGGAUUAUUUUGAUAACACCACCACCUCUUCAGGAAUCGGCUUGGGAAAAGGAGUGUCUUGCCAAAGGCGACAAAUUAAAUCGCCGCAAUGCCACCACUGGGGAAUAUGCCCAGGCCUGUGUUCAGGUUGCUCGGGACUGUGGAACGGACGUACUUGACCUCUGGAGUCUGAUGCAAAAAAAUCAGGAUUUCUCUUCCUAUUUGUCCGAUGGGCUCCAUUUAUCAACAAAAGGCAACAACUUUCUAGCAGCACAACUUUGGUCAUGCCUGGAAAAAAAACUGUCUGCUCUUCCUUCACUGCUUCCUUAUUGGCGUGACGUGGACCAUACAAACCCUGAGGCCAGUCUUCUGUGAGAUCCCCAGUGAACAGGCACAACACCAAGUUCCCACUGCCAGCGCAAGCUUCUGAGACUGGCGAGCGCCAUGGCUGUGGUGUCUGGCAGUCCCCCUCCAACAGCAGCAGCUAUGUGCCACCCAAAUGCUACUUAGUGCUGAAGUUCCUGUUUUUGACUCUUGCUGAUGACUCACUUUUAGGAGUGUGCAGCCACAGCUAAUUACAAACAAUUAAUUGAAAAAGCACCUGGACACGCUAUGAACUCCAGUGAAACUCAAGAAUCCAAAGAUGAGCUUAUCUUGCUGAGAACCCAACGGCAUGCAAGUAUGUUUUCUUGUUAUGGCUAACCCGUCACAUUCCUGACUGUUUCAAGCUACAGGAAUCAUUAACUAAAUUGACUUUCCAUGCAAAGGGUCAUUGACCACAGCAGAAACUUGUACAUGGAAGCAAAACUACGCAACUAUACCUUGUUGUUUUCAUGAUCUCCACUGACAGCAAUUGGAUACAUAACGUAUUUCCCUCCCUGGUCUUCGGUGGGGGCACAUUCUGGCAGACUAUCAGGAUCAUGCUCUGCUCCAAAGUUAUGUCCGAGUUCAUGUGUUGUAACCAGGUCAGCCUCCUUUUUUGAACAUGCAAAAAGCAAUGCUGAAAAAAAUUAGUCCAAACAGGACAGAACAGAAGAUCCCAGCUACUUCCAGGCCACCAGCAAUUUUAAGAUACACUAAGAUGGAAAGGGAUUUCCCUACAGACAUUAUUAUUUUCUUUAGAAGUGUGGAAAUGAAGGCAAGUAAAAUUAUGGUCCAUUUCCAAAGGCAAGUUCCAGGACUAGGUUUGAAUACUAAACUACUGUUAAAGGCAAAAUGUUGUCCUAGAAUACUGAUUCAAUCUUGUUUUCUAUGCAAUGCAGAUACUGAAAAUAUCAAAAUUUGCUUUUAAAUAGCUAGAAGGCAUAAAAAGUUGAAACAAAAAACAAUCCAAACAACAUAGCAGCUCCUAUGAUUAGUCAAUCUCUUGUUUAACAUAUCUUGCCGUUAGAAUUAUUUCUUCUAAAUGGAUGAUGACAUUAGGAGCGCUGAAUAAGCUCUUCUAUUGCAUGAUUCCUACGAAAGACAUCCACAGAUGUGGCCCAACAGGGAUGGAUUUCCAACAUCAUUUACGCAAGACAGGGCUCCCCCUGCUGAGGAUCCCACACUGGCUCUGCCUCGCUGCGCCGUCCCCGCAGUGCCUUCACCAGCAGAUGGUGUCAAACUCACAAUGUGACAACCACAAUGUCGUGGUUUUAUCACUAUAAAACUAGCACACUAAUAAAACUAAAAAAAAUUAACCACAAGGAACCGAGCAGCUCAAGAGACAGAGAAGCAAGUUUGACGAGCUAACCGGCAUUUCUGCUGCUGUGCAGGCACAGGAAGGACCAAGCGCUGCAAGGAGCAGCCCUGGUACCUGGUGUAGGCACAGGUAAUGUGAGAGCCAGAGACAGGAGAGCUGCCCAGAGAUCACUCCUGUGCUUCCUUGUAUUUAAUUUAGGGAAGGGUUUUAAGCAGGUUUGGGGUUUGGUUUUUUUCUUUUUUUAAACCCAAGUGGAGACCAUGCAGCACUUUCCCAGUGAAACCAAUCCGUAAUGCUCCCGCUGCCUCAUCCCAAACUUUGUGCCGGCCACUGGGAAGACAGCAAACUCAAUUUCCUUUGUAAUCCAAGGCAGAACUCCAGCUUGGAGAUUGAACAACAAAUGCAAAUAGCAUGGCAACGGCUAGAGCUCUUUGUCAACAUCCCUCUAACACAAAGCUUCACUGUCUUUUUUUUUUCUAGCUUCUUGACAGCUUCUGUGCCAAGUUCUAGCCCACACAUCAAUUAUGAAUUCCCUUUAUAAUCAGGCUACAGAAAAGCACAGCUGAGAAGUCAGCAGAAGUCAGCAAAAGAGAAAUAUGCCCAACUGCAAAGAUUUGGCAGAUGCAAACACAGGCACUGCUCAGGUAUCUUUACAAGUGAAACAAAGCUCAUGUUCAGGCCUUUAUGUAUUUACUAUCUCAUCAAGUAUGGGAAAAAAAAAAUCCAGUCAGCAUCAAUUUACAUUAGGCUUAGCAUUAGCACUAAUAAGCCCUGUCUAUUAUACUGUUCUCUGCUCUACUUAUUCAGGACACACACAAAAAUCAGGUAGAGGAAUCUCAUUAAAAGGCUCAACCGAAACCCCCUACUCCGCAUGCACUACUUUCACUGCUUUACCUUGCAACUGGAACAGACCAAGCGUACACAAUCGCCCAUCUGCAUGUUGUAGGUGUAUGUAAUAGCAAACACGUAAGUUUUUUCUUAUUUGAGUCAGCAGACUAAUUUUGUUGUUACUGUAGAGCUACUUGUUUGCUUGUUCCGUUUCAGAGCUUGUUUUCGGUUUGUUUGUUGUUUUGGUUUUUCUUAAGCAAAAUACAUUUAAAUUCAUCUUUAGAUAUCAAAAUCCAGUUUAUAUCUGGACAAUGACAACUCCUAUUAGACACUAGCUAUGUUUCCUCACUCCUGUUCUGCAGUGAAUUCAAUCUUCAGUUCCAUUCAGCCCUGACUCCCCUUGUCAGCAAGAACAAAAAUGGUGAUUUUGGUUUUGUGAGCUAUGUCCUUGUCCCCAGGGAUCUGACUCAAUCAGAAAGCCAGCAGCUUGUUUCUGAGAGCGCAUGGAUGCUUGUCCCAAUCCCAUGGCACACAUCACCAACACGCACAUCCGUACACUGAACGUUCUCGCUCUGCAGAGGAGGAUAUUCUCCUACCUUUGUGAGGAUGGUCUUCCCAUAGUUCUUGGUGCUGGUUAAGCCACUGUUCAGAUAGAUGUCCUUCUUCGCAGUUUGACUGUAGUAAGCUAUAGAAGUGAGAAAGAAACAAAUAAAAAUUGACAAACUUUUUUUUGGGGUUUCAGGUUUUUUUUGCGGGAGAGAGGGACCCUUGUUUGGCGAAAUGAACAGCUUUACUGUUCUCACAGGCUCACCAGUGAGAUCCUGCCUCUUGCCAGUUUUUGGAGUGGGGAAAUCUUUCAAGCACAGCACAAACAGCUUAUGUAUUGCAGUAAAGGGGAAAAUAUAAGACAUUUCCAAGACAACAGCAUCUGCCAUUCUAGAACCACUGCAAGACGCACCCACACAAAGCAGUGCUUGGCUUAGGGUUUGUUCUAGCCAGCUUGUUCACACCGGAUAGCUUAGUGACUUUUAUCCUUCCCUCCCCUCUUUUUCCAGCUCCAGCCAAGAAAACAGCCAUCUAUUCUAUCCAAAAAACAACAACUAGAGUCUAGGCAAAUAACACGUCAUGCUCAAUGAAAGCUGGAGAAGAGAAUUAAACACAAAUAACAAAAA